Messenger RNA from Selaginella moellendorffii, 1776 nucleotides. Its product is annotated as pentatricopeptide repeat-containing protein At2g13600-like. Gene Ontology annotation, biological process: RNA modification. Bases 1 to 1776 code for a protein of 591 amino acids. NCBI's taxonomy places the organism in Eukaryota, Viridiplantae, Streptophyta, Lycopodiopsida, Selaginellales, Selaginellaceae. The transcript has a single exon. The record is from RefSeq and is a predicted model, not a curated record. Gene Ontology annotation, molecular function: protein binding; RNA binding.
AUGGCUGUCCACUUGCAAGCCGAGGGAUUUGGAUACGAGCUGGAUAACUUUGUGGCGAGCUCGCUGGUGGACAUUUAUGCCAGGUGUGGGAGCAUGAGGGAUGCUCGCAGAGUUUUCGAUCGAAUGCCGAGCCACAACUUGGUGGUCUGGACGGCAUUGAUCCUGGGCUAUGCUACGAACGGGGAGAAUGAGGUUGGCCUCAGGCUCUUCGCUCGGAUGCUUGGCGAAGAAGAAGGACGCAGGACAGAUUCGCAGGCUUUUGUUGCUGCGCUCAAAGCUUGCACGGGGCUGACGGACAGAGAGGUGGCAAACGACUCAGGUGUAAAGAUCCAGUGCUUGGAGAAAGGCAUGGCUGUGCAUCGUGAAGCUGCCAAGAGUGGAGUUGCAACGGAGAUGUUCGUGGGAAGUGUCCUGGUGGAUACAUACGCGAAGUGCGGAAGCAUGGAGGACUCCCGCAUCGUGUUUGAGAAGAUGGUGGCUCAGGACGUGGUCUCGUGGACCGCUCUCCUGUCACAGAAUGGCGAGAGCGAGCUGACCCUUCGGAUGUUUGAGAGAAUGAAAGCCUCGGGAUGUGCACCGAAUGCUCAGACGUUCGUGGCAGUUCUUCACGCGUGCACGAACUUGGCUCUGCGAGAGGACAGCAUUGAAGAGGACGGCAAAGUUCUCAAGGUGAAAGCUCUGGAGAAAGGCAUGGCUGUUCAUCGGGAAGCGUUCAAGGCCGGGUUUGAGCCGGACAUCUGUGUGAGCAGCACGCUGGUGGAUAUGUACUCCAAGUGCGGCAGCGUCCUCCAGGCUCGCCGGGUGUUUGACAGGAUGAAGCGCCACGAUGUGGUGUCAUGGACAGCGCUCAUACUCGGCUGUGCUCAAAACGACGAGGGAGAUAUGGCACUGGAGCUCUUCACAAAGAUGAGGCUUGAAGAGAAACGUUGCCAGCCCGACGAUCAGACGUUCGUUGCCGUGCUGAAGGCCUGCUCCACAGUUGCAUCGCUCGAGUUUGGAAAGAAGAUCCAUGCAGAUAUAUGCCGGUGUGGACUCGAGGCUGGCAGGCUUGUCACGAACUCGGUGGUGGAUUUCUACGGCAAGUGCGGGAGCAUGGUCGUGGCUCACCAGGUUUUCGAUUCCGCUAGAACAAGAGCCCGGGAUAUAAUCUCGUGGAACUCGCUCAUCACAGGCUACAGCCGCCACGGUGAAACCGACGCCGUCCUCGAGCUCUUUGCAAGGAUGGUGGAAGAAGGCUUCCAACCGGAUGGCAUCACCACACUGGCGGUCUUGAACGCGUGCUGCCAUGCCGGGCUGGUUGAAAGAGGGAGGAAGCUCUUCCAGGAGAUGUGCUCCCGGAAGGCUGCAAGCGUGACUAUGGAGCACUACCACGUCAUGGUGGACAUGCUAGGCCGGGCAAACAAACUCCAGGAGGCGGUGGAGAUGGCGGACUCGAUGCCUUUCGCAGCGAAUGUGGUGACUUGGACCAUCGUGCUGAGCUCGUGUCACAAGUGGAAGAGCUUGGAAUUUGGAAGGCUGGCGUUUGAGGCACUGGUGAAGCUGGAUGAGAAGCAGGCUGCUACUUACGUUCUCAUGGCCAACAUCUAUGGAAGCUUGGGCAUGGUUGAGGAGAAAGCUAGAGUUCAUGCGAUGAGCAGGAAGAUUGGCGCGUGGAAGAAGCCCGGAUCAAAGCUAUCCAGUGGUCAAAUCAGUCUCGAUUCGUUUGUCAAUUGUGGUGAUCAUCCUCAAAAGGAAGAUUCCCAAGAAAAACUUAUGACUGACAGACUUGUAAAUUAA